AUGGGUAGUUAUUUGCUUGCUCAACCCUGGUCAGUAGAUUUUGAUAUGUCUAACAAUGAGGUUCAAUCGGUAGUUGUUUGGAUUCACUUACCAGGUCUAUUGAUUCAUUUGUAUCAUAAGCAAGUUUUGAGGGCAAUUGGGGAUGUUGUGGGGAAUGUUGUCAAAGUGGAUUACAAUACUAGUGACAUCUUGCGAGGCAAGUUUGCUCGGUUGGCUAUCUCUGUUAAUUUAAAGGAACCUUUGGUGGCUAAGUUCUUGAUCAAUGGAAGAGAACAGUUAGUUGACUAUGAAUAUUUGCCAGAUGUUUGUUUUCAUUAUGGAAGAUAUGGGCAUAAUAGUCAAUUGUAUAUGAUUAGGAAGGAGCAGGUAGGGGUGGAUGGGAGUAAAAAUAAUGGUGGUGAGAGUGGUUCUGGUGGUGGAAAUGAUGAUGAAGGAAAUAAUGGAAAGGGAGAGUUUGGACCAUGGAUGGUGGUAUCUAGGAGAGGGGGGAGGGCUCCACGAACGGUGGCACAUGUUGAAGGUAAGGGUGGUUCCAGAUUCUGA
Messenger RNA from Hevea brasiliensis (rubber tree), 543 nucleotides. RefSeq lists its product as uncharacterized. The transcript has a single exon. The record is from RefSeq and is a predicted model, not a curated record. NCBI's taxonomy places the organism in Eukaryota, Viridiplantae, Streptophyta, Magnoliopsida, Malpighiales, Euphorbiaceae. The coding region runs from base 1 to 543 and encodes 180 amino acids.